AUGGGGGGGGGAGUCGCCACGCAGCCAAUGGGACGCAAGAGGUGCGCGCACAUGCGCGGGCCCCGCCUUUCGGCCGCCUCGCGGCGCUGCGCCUGCGUACUGCCGCUCGCCGAGGCCCGGAGUCGUCUCGACGCCUUUGCGACAGCCGUAAGCCGGUUCCGCGUCUUCCUGGAGUAUGUGGGAGGUCUGUUGCACAAACCUCCGCUCCUUUACCUCGGGCCGUCCUCUCGGGUGUGGGAGGGAGUGCAGAUUGAUAGGCAGCAGUUUGAAGAGACUGUCCGAACACUGAAUAACCUCUAUGCAGAAGCUGAAAAACUUGGGGGCCAAUCUUACCUUGAAGGGUGUCUCGCCUGUCUGACUGCCUAUACCAUCUUCUUGUGCAUGGAAACACAUUAUGAAAAGGUUCUAAAGAAAAUUGCCAAGUUCAUUCAGGAACAGAACGAGAAGAUCUAUGCUCCUCAGGGCCUCCUUCUGACAGACCCCAUUGAAAGAGGACUAAGAGUUAUUGAAAUUACCAUUUAUGAAGACAGAGGUAUGACCAGUGGAAGAUAAAACUGUGGAGUCUCAGAUAGCUCAACGGUGGACUUGCUGUAUCCCCUACCUCCUACUUUAGAGCAUCAUUCCUUUCUCUGCUGCCAGAUCCACAGUGCCAUCUACUACAAGGACUAACUUCCUAAAACUGCUCCACAUGGGGUGACCUAGCUGGUCAGCAUCCAUUUUGUGGCAAACUUUUAAGCAAUGAGAUCACUUUUUAGUUUUUUUCAAGAAAAAGCAGAAGUGGUAGAGCUACAUACACUUCUGAAAGAAACAGGGCACUUAGCGCAACGGAAGUCUAGUUUUAGUCAUGUAAGUGCAGUGCUGUUCCUCCCUAGUUCUUAAACCUUCUGUCCAUCAAUCGGGCUUUGGAAAGCUGCAAGUCAGAGUGGGGAAUUUUCCAGAAACAAGGCCUUCCCUCCAGUUCAGUAUUGGAGUGAGGGGAUACACAGUGCCUCUGCCUGGCAAGAAGUGACUCAAGGCAACGAGCGUUUUGUGUUUCCUGUGCUGAUUCUCGUGGAAAACCAGAAGGCAAAGUGUUACUUGUUUUAAUGUUUUGGUUGUUCCUAGAAGGGGGAGGAACAGCCAGACUUUAAUACUGGUGUUUUUUCUACUGCUGUAUCUGUGCUGUUACUGCAUCUGUCAAUGCUCACCAGAAGAGGGGGGUCUAUUCAUUCAUAAAACAGUAAGUACAAUGAAAUGGAUGCUGAACCAAUAAACAUAACAAUUCCUACCCUACUCUGAUUAAUAUGUGAAGUGUAAAACUGUUUCUUUAUGGAUUUAUUAUAUAUAAUUUAUAGGAAAACAUUGAUUUGACAAACUGUUAGAUGUUGUGUAAGAUGGUUUCUUAAUUCUGUCUGCUGGCACACCUAUUGAAAAGUAGAACUGUGCAUUAUUUAGUAUCCCCCAUGCAUCAACAUUCCUCGGCAAUACCUGCAAAAGUAAAGUUCCUACAAACCAAGCUGGCUUAAUAUUUUUCUCUUACAUCCUUUUCCCUUAUCAAAGCAAGGAUGUCCCAGCUUAGGUUCUGAGCGUCAUUGUCCAACUGUAGAAGGAAUUCCAGGAAUUUAGAAAAGGAGAAGACUUAUGCAGAACAGAUCGAGUGUUUUGGCUUUUGGUGGUACUGUAGGUGCUAAUACUGGAUCUGAAAUUCCAGGCUUAUUACUCAGCCACUGAUUUUUUUUUUUGAGAUUUGUUUAAUAUUUGAAUUGUAUAAAACUUGUUUUUUCUAAACUGUAACAGUGUUUGCCUUUCACAUCUGUUGCAAUAUUGGCAGAAGUACUAAUGGA
This is a messenger RNA of Haliaeetus leucocephalus (bald eagle), 1823 nucleotides long. RefSeq names its product golgin A7 (gene GOLGA7). Gene Ontology annotation, cellular component: palmitoyltransferase complex; Golgi stack. Gene Ontology annotation, biological process: protein targeting to membrane; peptidyl-L-cysteine S-palmitoylation; Golgi to plasma membrane protein transport. The record is from RefSeq and is a predicted model, not a curated record. The coding region runs from base 1 to 552 and encodes 183 amino acids. NCBI's taxonomy places the organism in Eukaryota, Metazoa, Chordata, Aves, Accipitriformes, Accipitridae. The transcript is spliced from 7 exons.